AUGUAUAUUGAUUUAUUUCAAAAAACUUGUGGUGGGAAAUUUGACUUUAUAUUCAAGGAUUUUGAUAGGCAUUCCAUAGAAACCUCAAUAUUUUUAUUUGAAGAGCAUUUAAAAAAUUUUUGCAAACAAAAGUUACAUUCAUUAAGUUUUGAUGGAUGGAGCUCCAAAAAUUCGAAGCACCAUUUUAAUGCUUAUAAUGUUAUGGUGUUACUUCCUGGUAAAGGAAAAAUUAGCUAUUUAUUAGAUUUAAUUGUUGAUGGUGCUAAGAAUAGUAAUGACAUAACAAAUGAAUUAAAACAUAUGGUUGUUAACUACAAUAAUUUGGUACCAAAUGUCGUUGCUUCUGUUUCAGAUAAUGCUGCUUCUGUAAUAAAAGCGAAUAAGAACUUUUGUGGUACUCGCAUAGAACAAGUUCGUUGUUUUCCACAUAUUUUGGGUAUUAUAUUUAACACAAUCUACAAAAAUAUAACAAUUAUCAAAGAAGAUACUGAUAUCAAAAAUCAAUUUGUUGACGUAAGUGAUAUUUGUGCCCAACAAGUGAUUGGAAAGGAUAGUAUCAGUGAAGAUUAUAUUCGAACAAGAUUAACAGAAUACAGUGCAACGGCAUCACACACAUCUCAAGAUGCAGUUAUUGACAAUGGUGAAGAUAAUUAUUCAACUUCUAAAGAGAUAUCUGAUGACUUGGUUUCGUCUUUGAUUGAAAAUACUAUAGAAUCGUCAGUAACUGAUGAAGGUUUAGAAAAUUCAGUGUUUGAUUUUAAAGGUUUGAGACAGGCAAUUAAAAAAGUUCAUUCAUUGCAUAACUCAUUUGCCCGUAAUAGAAAUACAAUCACAGAAUUUUCGAAAAAAAUUUUGAAUAAGGAGUUAACUAUAAAAUUUGCAUGUAAAACUCGAUGGGGAAGUUAUUAUGAGCAACUAAAAAGAUUUAUUGAAUUAAAACCCGUAUUUCAAUCAGAUUUGUUCAUAAGUGAAUAUGGUUCAAAAGAUUUUAUUUUGACGGAGAAACAAUUUGAUUUGAUUUUAUUGAGAUGUUUGCUGAUCACAUGA
This is a messenger RNA of Saccharomycodes ludwigii, 1047 nucleotides long. RefSeq lists its product as uncharacterized. The transcript has a single exon. The record is from RefSeq and is a predicted model, not a curated record. The coding region runs from base 1 to 1047 and encodes 348 amino acids. NCBI's taxonomy places the organism in Eukaryota, Fungi, Ascomycota, Saccharomycetes, Saccharomycodales, Saccharomycodaceae.